This is a messenger RNA of Vitrella brassicaformis, 737 nucleotides long. The record is from the annotation of a GenBank genome assembly. NCBI's taxonomy places the organism in Eukaryota, Vitrellaceae.
GAUAUCUCGCGGCAUGAUGCGCCGCCCGGGGUACCCAUGCAUCACGGGCGGCGCCAUCGUGCGGCUUUACAACUUCCCAACCGUCACAUUCAAGAACGAUGGACCCAUGAGAUUGUGAGCAGACCGACAAGCAGCACACACGUCUCUCUCCCGCUCUCGUGCAUAUGUCAGUUGUGUUAGCAUUUUGUCGAUGGAGCGGUUCUUGCAUCAUCUGCCGCCAGCGGCCAAGGAGGCCCUCGAGGCCAUGGAGAGGGAGAGACAUCAGACCAGAACGAGACGAGUCUCGAGAAUAUUCGGACUGCCACAUGCGGACGUAAGCGCAAGUGCAUGUCACGUGUGUACGUAUCCGUGCAUGAAUACGGCGGCUCUCUGUGUGUUCGUGUGCAGGUGAUAGAUGACGACAUCAGGUCAGUCGAGUGGUGCCACGCGUAUGAGCAGUUCAUUGUGGACCGUCUGCGGCGUCUGCCGGUCAAGCCGCCCCCAUACAUACCCGUCGAUACGUCAGACUAGUAGGGCAUGUUUGUAUGCAUGCGUGUCGUAUCGUGCGGCCCUUCCAGCUUUCUGAUGGAGGCUGCGUGUGCUGUAUUCAUGAUCAAUUGUAUGUUUGCACGUUGCGUGUACGGAUGUGUGUGCAGACGCAAACAGUGCGAUUCACUGGAGAAACGGAAAAGUCGCCACGAUCGACACGUCAGUGCCGAUCGACCUCUGCUACCAGAUCAUAUCAACAGACAGAGUAC